AUGAGCGUCUCACGGCCGGCGAGAUGUCUUUUCUCCGUCUCUACGACACCGAUAUUUCGGCCACGCAUACGAUGUCGAAAUUUCCACGCCUCCCCUAAUGCCUGCGAACGGCGACGCCCGGGCGCGGGCCUGCGAAAACCCGCCCGCGCAGUGUUCAAGAACUACACGCAGGAGGAGAGGGCCCUGCUGGCGAAGAAGUAUACGCCGGAGCAGAUCGAGGCCAUUGAGGCCGGAGAGGAGGCUGUCAGCCCGGAGGACCUCCACACUCGUGGUGUGAUUCGGACGGACCUGGGCGGGCUGCCGUAUCUCGAUGACCUGAGCGAGACUCGCUCUGUGUUGGAUAGGUCACAGAGGUACACGGGGCCGGUUGAUGCCAAUCCCAGGCUGAUGACCUUCGAGGAGAUGGACAAGAACUGGACGGCAGUAGAGGAGCAGUUCAAGAGGGAGAGAGACGCAGAAUGGCUCAUAAAUCCGCCGCCAGAGGAGGAGGGGGCAGAAGCGCUCGAUCCAAAUGGGAAUCCCUCCUCCCCUGGAUCAAAGUACAGGCGGGACAACCUGAGUCGCCUGGAUUACAUGGUUAUUGAGGAUCGGCUGUCUUCGUUCACAGGCGCAAAAGGAGAGGCUAUACCGAGGGAACACGAGAUCGACUUCACAGCUCCAGGCAUGCCCAAAAAGUUUCUCUUAGAUGAUGGGGUCAAGAAUACUGCGAAAACAGAGGCAGAAAUAGAAAACGAGGCGGACCCUCGGGAUCCUGAUGGCCUGUACAACCGCCUGAUCAAACAAACCGGCCUCACGCUGGACGAAAUCUAUGAAUACAAGAUUAAGAUCCUGGUCAGGCAUCGUGUCGUCAACCAGACCCGUCUGGGCAAGAUUGCGAGUAUCUACUGUCUCGCCAUUGCAGGAAACGGGAAGGGCAUGUUGGGCAUUGGAGAGGCCAAGGGGCAGGAGACGGAGGAGACGCAGCAGAAUGCCCGGGUCGCUGCAAUUCGCGCCAUGCGGCCUAUUCCUCGCUACGAGGAGCGGACGAUUUUCGGAGAGGUGGACGGGAAGGUGUCUGCUGUUGAAGUGAAGCUCAUGUCGCGGCCGCCAGGAUUUGGUCUCCGCUGCCAGCAUCUCAUCUUCGAAAUGGCGCGCGCAGCAGGCAUCCACGACCUGGCCGCCAAAGUGCCCCGCUCACGCAACAAGAUGAACACAGUCAAGGCGACCUACCAAGCCAUGAUGAAGCAGCGCAUACCUGACGAGAUUGCGCGCGGCCGGGGGAAGAAGCUGGUCGAUGUGCGGAAGGUGUAUUAUGGAGGUCAUGUAUAA
This is a messenger RNA of Drepanopeziza brunnea f. sp. 'multigermtubi' MB_m1, 1308 nucleotides long. RefSeq names its product mitochondrial 37S ribosomal protein uS5m. Gene Ontology annotation, cellular component: ribosome. Lineage: Eukaryota; Fungi; Ascomycota; Leotiomycetes; Helotiales; Drepanopezizaceae. The record is from RefSeq and is a predicted model, not a curated record. Gene Ontology annotation, biological process: translation. Gene Ontology annotation, molecular function: RNA binding; structural constituent of ribosome.